AUGGCUCCACGAAAGAGUAAAUUACAACAAGACCAUACGGAGAAAGUGGGGGAUGAUGGUGCUCGUAGUGCAGAAGGUGGACCAAACAAUGAAACUAAAAGAGCUCCUCGACGUCGAAGGGGAUUCACUGUACUAACUCUCAAGCCAGGAGUACCCGAUGUAAUAGUAACGCAUGAACCAAAAGUUACUUGUACAGACACUGACUUACAGGGUCGCUUAAAGGAUGUUAUCGACAACUGGAAUAAGGGCAGAGGGAAGAGUAACGACUGGGCAGCACAAAUAGACAUAAAAAAAUGUAUAUUAUUGAAGCGAAGAAUGAAUAAGGGUUCCGACCAAGUAUGGAAGGAAAUCGAGAAUAGGAUCAAUCCACUCUCUAAAGACAUAUCAGAGAAUAAAUCAAGUAUGGAAGAAACCUAUUGUAAAAAGCCUAAUGGACAGGGCACCAAGUGGACAGAAGCAGAUAGAAACGCGUGUAUGCUCAUCACUGCAGGAUUAAAACAUAUCUACGAAAUUAAAGAGGACACGGACAAAAAGGGCCAUGAGGUCAGGAAGAAUAAUAGAAUAUUUAGGGCCACUGCGGCAUGUAUCAUAUUAAAUGAACUCAUAAGGAAAUUAAAGGAUAAGGCAAAAUCUUGUACCCAGAUAAUAAGCAUAGAUAAAGGCAUAAAUCAUGCCUUCAGUAAAAGUGCAGAAAUUAAGGCAACUGCAUGUAAUGGUGAUCCUGACUGUUUUGAGUGCAAACAGGAAAACUAUUCAAACUGUAAAAUGGGAAGUAACCGAAUUGAGGAGAUGUUAAAGGAAAAAAUCGAUAAGGACGAAAAAAUAAAAGAAGCACUGGGAGACAUAUAUCCACCUUCCAACCCCUCAUCCACCUCCCCCAAUGGAACAGGUUAUAUAAAGAAAAAACCCGAGAAGUGGAAGGGGGAACGGGGAAGGAGAAGGAACAAAUACCAACCCACUAUUGAGGGAUGGUUCACACGUUUUUCGGAGGGUGUAACACAAGAGGAGAAAAAUAAUUAUAAGGAAUUAGGGAGCAUGCUAGCACUGUGCGAACCUCCUGAGGAUGAGGAGCCUAAGGACGGAGUAGACCUGAGCACGAAUAAGGAGUUUUGUGAAAUUAUGGUAAAGAAUAUAAUAUUGACGACAGGCGUUGCAGAGAAAUAUAAAAACGAAAACGGGAAAACACCGUGUGAGAAGAAAGUAAAAAAUAUUCCCUUAUGUGAUUUAUUAAAAGUAUGGAUGUGGUAUAUGGACUGGUUCUGUGUCCCUAAGGAAAUCAUAGAACGUGCCAUUAGCGUUGUGAAUUUAGUAAGGGGAAAACUUAAAGGAGGAUUAAUUAAGGAUCAUAAGUAUGUGGAAUGUGCUUAUGAGAAUGCACUUAACAUUCCUUAUUAUACGGGACAGAAGGAUAUGAGAGGUGAAGCGCAACAAAUAUUGCUCACAAGUGUGUUAUAUCAUAAGAUUGGAGCAAAAACUCACAAGAAAGAAUGGUGCACGGGGGGUAAAAAAAAGUACCAGCUCAAAGGACCAGAGGGUUUAGACCGUGCACGCCAUGAUCAGGGAGGGGAGGGCCAAAUAAAUAAUGGUUACAGUGGCUUAAAAGACCUGCAAGGAAUUCUUAAGGAAGUUGAGCAAGCAUUAGAACAGGCGCAAGAAAAAAAGGUGGAAAAGGAAGAAUUGUUAGAAGUCUCAGAACAAGUCACAGAAGAAACCAGCCACACCGAGGCAGAGACCCUCAAGUGA
This is a messenger RNA of Plasmodium coatneyi, 1743 nucleotides long. RefSeq names its product SICA antigen. The coding region runs from base 1 to 1743 and encodes 580 amino acids. The record is from RefSeq and is a predicted model, not a curated record. NCBI's taxonomy places the organism in Eukaryota, Apicomplexa, Aconoidasida, Haemosporida, Plasmodiidae. The transcript is spliced from 6 exons.